UCUCACCAUUUGCCCUUUUGCAAGGUUUUCAACUCCCCCUGCUCUGCUCCAUUUGCUGAAGCUAGCUCUGGCUUGGCCUCUGCCGCAAGAAUGUGUAGGGUGCCUGAACGAGCAAAGCUGCAUAUUGCCAUGACAGUUUUUCAGCUUGGUUAUGCCGUGAAUCAUGUGAUUAUGAGAGUUGCUCUUAAUAUGGGUGUAAGCAAGCUAGUUUUCCCCUUUUAUAGGAACAUCUUAGCCCUGCUUGCCCUAGCUCCAUCUGCAUAUUUCCUAGAAAAGAAAAAAAGACCAGCUCUGACCAUUUCUUUUCUGAUACAAUUCUUCCUGCUUGGAUUCAUAGGAAUAACAUUGAAUCAAGGAUUUUACAUAUUUGGUUUAGACAACACAUCGCCUACAUUAGCUUCUGCUACGGAGAAUUCUGUCCCAGCUGUGACUUUUAUCAUGGCUGCCAUACUUAGGAUGGAACAAGUGCAUUUGAACCGUAAAGAUGGAAUAGCUAAGGUGCUUGGGACUCUUGCUUCCGUCGCUGGAGCUUUAGUCAUAACCCUCUACAAGGGCCCAGCUGUUUAUAGUCCAAAUUCACAUUCAAAUAAGUCAGAUAUUUUCUCAUUUGGAGAUGCUAAGGAGAAGAACUGGACAGUUGGUUGCAUCUGUCUUAUUGGGCAUUCCCUUUGUUGGUCAAGCUGGAUCGUUUUACAGGCACCGGUCCUGAAGAAAUACCCAGCUCGGCUCUCAUUCGUUUCAUACUCUUGCUUUUUUGCUGUUAUGCAAUUUGGGGCAAUUGCAGCAUGCUUUGAAAGAGACUCCAGAUCUUGGCAGGUUCACUCUGGCGGUGAAGUGUUCACUAUUUUGUAUGCGGGCCUGAUAGCUUCAGCAAUGGUGUUUGCAAUACAGAUAUAUGUUGUUGAUAGAGGCGGUCCUUUGUUUGUCUCAAUGUAUCUUCCUCUGCAAACCUUACUUGCCGCUGUAACGGCCACUGUUACUUUGGGUGAAGAAUUCUACUUGGGAGGGAUUCUUGGAGCAGCAUUGAUUAUAGCUGGAAUGUAUCUGGUUAUCCUAGGAAAGAGUCAGGAGAGCAAGUUUCUGUCAGAAAUGGAUCCCAUUUUCUCGUUGUCUGAGAAGAAUCAAGUAGAAGAUCCAGUCGAAUCCUCCCUCAUCCAGCCCUUGCUUCCUGCCCCAGGGAAAUAAGUUGCCGAGCUCAGGCCCAUGAACACCUUCAGCUCCUCCAUUCCAAAACUAGUAAUCAGGAUCAAGUGAAGCAGCUACUACUCAAGGGACAAAACCAAAUGCAAAGAUUGGAGAGAAACACACAUCAAUCAUGGAGUUUGAAUUGUUAUGAUCAUCAUUCAUCAGAGAUGACAUAUGAAGAUGCCUUUCAAUGGAAUUAAUUUAUUAAUGUUAACAGAAACCCGUAAGACGCCUUCUGUGAGCUGCAAUAGGCAAAAGCAAUUUUUUUUUAAUAAUAUUAGUGAAUUUAUUAUUAUAUUAAUAUUGUGGAGCACAUUUAGAUGUUGAAUUUAUUAUUAUUGGAUAUGAAAUAAUUUUAUUACAUUAGUGUUGUUCAUGAGACUGACUUACUGCACAA
Messenger RNA from Durio zibethinus, 1582 nucleotides. Its product is annotated as WAT1-related protein At3g53210. Gene Ontology annotation, molecular function: transmembrane transporter activity. Gene Ontology annotation, cellular component: membrane. Lineage: Eukaryota; Viridiplantae; Streptophyta; Magnoliopsida; Malvales; Malvaceae. The record is from RefSeq and is a predicted model, not a curated record.